CUGUGAGUGAGCGAGAGACGGCCGGUCGGACGGAAGUGCCGAGCCGAGCCGAGCCACUCCUUACCCCUGGUGCAGCGACGUCACUGCCGAGCGAGUGUUUUGCGAUUUGAAAGUUUCUUGUGAUGGCUCAAAAGAACAAGCUAAGCUCUGCUGUGGAGGUUUCAAGCAAGAAAUUCCAAAAAUCUAAACACAAGACAAAGGCGCAAGGAAGUAAAAAGAAGACUCGGAGUGAAGAGAAAGUGACAGCAAAAAAUAUUAAUAAUUUGGAAUUUCAGAGUACUGAACCUCCUGAAAAAGACUUGGAACCAAGAAUUCAAAAGAUAAAGAUCACUUUGGGCGAUGAGAAGGACAAACAAUACAAAAGCAACUUUGUUUCCAAGGACAGCAAUGAGGAAUCUUUCAGUGAUGUUUCAUCUUCAACAUCAGAAGACAAGGUCAAUGGCGAGGAUGAUGGGCAGUUGUCAAUUCGAAAGCCAAGAUACUGGUUAGAGAUGAAGGGAAUGGAGGCUGAUGUGGAAAGUUGCAAGCAUAAAGGGAAAGACAAUUCCUUUUAUACUAAACAACGUAAAGCUACGCAGAAGAAAAGAAAGAUGAAUAGUGUUGAUACUGAUGAAGAAAAUUAUGAAUCUUCUCGUAAAGGAAGAAAGCUUGCAGUAACAAGCACGUAUUCUAAAAAACAAAGGUCCUUCAAAAUCAAUGCCAAAGUGCAGCGUCCAAAAUCUGGUAAUCGUUCUCGGCACGUGAGAAAGGAACCUCCUUCGUAUCCAGCAGGCAGUCAGGAGGAACACUGGUAUCUGGAAAUUCUGGAAAGGGGAAAGAUUACGUGCCCAACAUGUAAGGCUGUUAUGAGGAAGACUGUGGAAGGGCUGAAAAAACAUAUGGCAAACUGCAAAGAGGAACCCUUUGUAUGCCAACACUGUGGAAAACAGUUAAAGUCUUUAGCUGGGCUCAAAUAUCAUUUAAUGGCAGACCAUAAUAACAUGCCAAUUUUGAAAGAUGGUGAUAUAGUUGAUGAGCAGACUGAUAGAGAAAGACUUCGUAAAGUUCUGAGGAGAAUGGGAAGAUUGAAGUGUCUCGGUGAGGACUGUUCUGCUAGCUUUACUAGUAUAAUGGGCUACCUCUAUCAUUUGAAAAAGUGUGGAAAGGAAGAAUCUGAAUUAUUGAAACAAUUAUUUAAAUGCCAACACUGUGGAAAGAUGUACAAGUCAAAGGCAGGCCUGGAUUAUCAUUUGAAAUCAGAACAUGCACCGUCUCCAGAAACUUCAGAAGAUGAGGCUGCUGAUAAAGAAAGUGAACCAGAAGUGGAAAGAACAUCCAGUGGAAGAGUGCGAAGGAGCUCUGCAAAGUUGGCUGCCUACCAUCUACAUGAAAUAGUAGCCGAUGAACUUGCUCGGGAAUCACCUCGGAGGAAAAUCCAACGUGACCUGGUACCGGAUGAUGACAAGUUAAAGUACACGAGGCCUGGUUUGCCUACGUUCAGUCAUGAAGUGCUUUGCAAGUGGAAGAAUGAAAUGAAAACAUAUAAAAGAGUGCAAUGUCCGAACAAGGAUUGUGCUUCUAAUUAUACCAGCGUAUCAGGACUGAAGGCUCAUCUUGGUUCUUGUACAAGGGGGGACUAUGUGGCUGGAAAGUACAAGUGCCUGAUAUGUGAAAAAGAAUUCAGCUCUGAGAGUGGAGUAAAGUAUCAUAUUAACAACGUACACUUUGAGGACUGGUUUCUUCCUACUUCCAAAGCAGCUAAAGAAUUCAAACCCUUGGUGAAAGUAACAAAGAAACCUACAUCAAACAAGAAAAAAUCAUCUGCAAAAGUUGGUAAAAAACAAAACGCUCAAGUAAAAUCUGUGAAUGAAGUAUGCCUCCUUGAAAAGGUCUACGAACCAUCAAAAGAGUGCGAUCAGUACAGAUUCACUGAUAGUGAGGAAGAUCAGGAUGAACAAGAAAAUGUGGGGAGCUGGCAUCUUAAAAGACCAAGUGCAAAAGCUGAAUUAAAGACUGAUCCUUCCAGGAAAUAAACAAUGCUGGAAAUUAAGAUACCGAACAGUUUAUGUAGCAUUUUUUCUGUAAAAAUAAACAACUGUGGGUAUUGAUUAAAACAUUGUAACAGUCCUUUAGAUAUAAUUUGGUUCAUUUUGUCUACAAGAUCUUUUUAAUUUAUAAAUUACGCCUUCAUCACGAUGUAUAAUUGGAUAUAAGCAAUUAGAUUGCACCCGGCCAGUUUUUAGGUACAGGAUUGGAAAAGAUAAGAAAAUGUUUCCAGGUUGUAAACUUAGAUAUAGUAAACAAUGUUGAUGUGGCUUUGUGCAAAGUAGAUUUCCUCCACGGAUGUCCUUAAUAGUUGUAGUUUAAUGUCCACGUGAUUGGAUUAUAGUGAUAUUUUUUGAAAGGGAAGAAAAUUAUUGCUAGGUCAUCUUCACCUUGUAUAAUUAUGACCAAAAUCUGUUGGUUAAAAAAUACUUUGGUUACUGCAUUUGUCCACUCUUGGCUUAGAAGGAGCUAAUAGUCACUUGGUGCUGUGUAUUAUUAAUGGUGGGGUUAUUUUAUAAAUGUUUUAGACUGCUACUUUGUGCACGGAAAAAACUUCAGGCUAGAUUUUCCAGUUUGUCUGAACACCACUUAUUUAAGCAGUUAGGGUUGGGAGUGGGGAGUAGGGAUGGGUUGAUACAAGAACAAUGGGAGAAAUUUGUGUUUAUUUGUUAGCGCUAAGCAUGUGCAAGGGCAUCCGACCUCCCUAUAUGGCUCCAAACUUGGUGAAUGUGUCAAGCGAGUACAACCAAUGCAUUCAAAUGCGUUUAACGCUACUGACCAAAGCCAGAUUUCUCACCAACAUCCCUGUUUAAUAAAAAUUCUUUUUUGUGAUAACUUUUAUGUUUUAGAAAUGUCUUGCAGUGGCUAGUUACUAAAUUGUGCACAUUAUAAUGCCUUAAAUCUUCAGGGCUCAUGAUUUAAGAAAUAGUAACGUAAGAAAAUUAGUUUUUUUUUGACAUUUUCUAUGAGGAAAUUAUAGAUUUAAGUAGUUUCGUUGGGUCAAUGGUAACGUUCCAAAAAGCAAGAAAAUAUUGCAACUUAGUUUGAAAGCUAUAACACAUACUAUACUAAAUACACUAAUUUGGCCUUCUUUAUUCAUUUGUUAUUUACAAAGGUAUGUAAUUACCAAUAGUACAAUAUCCAUUUAAUUCCAUUUGACAUGUAUACCUCAAACCUCUUAAAUAAUGAGGAAUAAUACUUGUUAUUUCACUGUUUUCUGCUGUUACUAGAAUGUAAAUUUGAAAUGUAUCCUUUUUUAAAAAAAAGAACUGCAGAAAUUCCAAUUUAGUUUGUUUAACAUUGAACACAAUGAUGAGUUGGUGUCCUGAGGAAUCUUCUGUGAAAUAUAGUUAUUUGGUUCACAAAUAAAUCUUUGAGUAGUGAUGACAUUAAUUAAUUUUAAUGUGAAAUAUAUCACUUCACAGGGUAAAGCAGGUGUUUUUUUUUUAGUAAAACUCCAAUUUACUAGAUUCUCACUUUUAGUGUUAGUUUUAGAAAAAAAUAAAUAAUGUUGUUAAACUUGCUUUGAAAAUGGAUCUUAAACGUAUGUUUUUCCAGUGCCAAAAUAAAUAUAGCUCAUUGCCUUGAUAUUUCCUUAAUUACUUCAAUGGUUGUAUACUUUUUCAUCAGGAGGGGACCUCAUUAAAGUUUAUUAACCUA
Messenger RNA from Amblyraja radiata (thorny skate), 3684 nucleotides. RefSeq names its product zinc finger protein 512 (gene znf512). Bases 123 to 2012 code for a protein of 629 amino acids. The record is from RefSeq and is a predicted model, not a curated record. Gene Ontology annotation, molecular function: zinc ion binding. The transcript is spliced from 17 exons. Lineage: Eukaryota; Metazoa; Chordata; Chondrichthyes; Rajiformes; Rajidae.